Molecule: messenger RNA, 1856 nt
Organism: Tarenaya hassleriana
Lineage: Eukaryota; Viridiplantae; Streptophyta; Magnoliopsida; Brassicales; Cleomaceae
Product: histone-lysine N-methyltransferase ASHH1
Exons: 11
Coding region: 201-1739 (512 amino acids)
Biological process (GO): regulation of DNA-templated transcription
Cellular component (GO): chromatin; nucleus
Molecular function (GO): protein binding; histone H3K36 methyltransferase activity
Source: RefSeq, a predicted model, not a curated record
UACGCAGGAAGUCUACGCCGGAGACAGGUUGAUUGAAACGGCGUCGUCUUUUGAGUUCUCCGUCGUCCUUGAUCUUGUGAAGAGGAGAAGCGAGUUGCCGGAGAUUCGCCGCCUGCCGGAAAUAGGAAAAUUCUAGAGAAAUUCGUAUCGAAACGGAGAGCUCCGAACUGGGAUCAACUUCCAUUUGAAGAACUGAUAAAAUGCAGUAUACCUGUGAUCCUGAUCAAGAAGGCGACGACCUGCCACAAUACGAACACAUCUACCAAAACGACUUCUUGUAUCGGAAGCACAAGAAACAGAAGGAAGAAGAUAUUGCUAUCUGUGAAUGCAAGUUUGAUUUCGGUGACCCCGACAGUGCAUGUGGCGAGAGAUGCUUGAAUGUGUUGACAAGCACGGAAUGCACACCUGGAUACUGCCCAUGUGGCGUUUAUUGCAAGAAUCAGAAAUUCCAAAAAUGUGAAUACGCCAAAACGAAGUUGGUCAAGACCGAAGGCCGUGGGUGGGGUCUAGUGGCAGUUGAAGAUAUAAAGGCAGGACAGUUCAUUAUAGAGUAUUCUGGUGAAGUGAUAUCUUGGAAGGAAGCAAAACGUAGGGCUCAAGCUUACGAGGGUCAAGGUCUGAAAGAUGCAUACAUAAUAUCUCUCAAUGCCUCCGAGGCUAUUGAUGCUACUAAGAAGGGGAGCCUUGCUAGGUUUAUUAAUCAUUCGUGUAGACCAAACUGUGAAACGAGGAAGUGGACUGUUCUGGGAGAGAUUAGGGUCGGGAUUUUCGCGAGGGAGAGCAUCUCCCGGGGAACAGAAUUGGCAUAUGAUUACAACUUCGAGUGGUAUGGCGGUGCAAAAGUCCGUUGUCUCUGCGGUGCAAUCAGUUGUUCUGGAUUUCUUGGAGCCAAGUCUCGUGGCUUUCAGGAGGAUACAUACGUAUGGGAAGAUGGCGAUGAUCGGUAUUCCGUAGAUAAGAUUCCGGUCUACGAUUCCGCAGAAGACGAGCCGACAUCUAAGCUUUCUAAGGUCAUUGGCCACUCGGAUUACGAAUCCUACCCGAAUGUAGAGAAGGAAACCUCUGUAGUGAAUGCUACUGUGAAACCCGAGAACCAUUUGGAGUCGUCUACAGCUGUUGCGGUGAAUCCUUCAGAUUCAACUCCUAUGGAAGACGUUGUCGUCAUGGAAACAGCGAAAGACGAACCCACUGAAGAGAUGAAACUGCUCUCGCAGAAUGCCCGGCAAGCUUUCUCGAAGAAGAACGGGAUGAUGAUAUCUCGGAUCAAGAGUAACAGUAUAUGCCGGAAUUAUCAAAUCAAAUCAAGGCCGAUUCAGAAGAAGAAAGAUAAGAAGCAGUUCACGGGAGGGAAGACGAAAACCGUCGCUCAGAAGCAGGUGGACGUGAAGCGAGUGGCUCAGCUCCUAGAAAGCGAAGAAGCUCGAGACGAAAUCCUCAAACAUGAGGCUGCGAAGGAGGAAGCAGUGGCGAGGCUUUCUGCCUUGUACGACGAAAUCAGACCCGCCAUCGAGGAGCACGAGGGAGACAGGCAGGAUUGCGUGGCGACAAGCGUGGCGGAGAAGUGGAUAGAAGCAAGCUGUCUGAAGCUGAAGGCUGAGUUCGAUCUCUACUCUUGCCUCAUCAAAACCCUCUCUUUCUCUCCCCCUUUAAAGCCACCACCUGACAACAGCAACAAGGAGGAGGAGGAGGAGGAGGGAGGAACAAAGGAUGAUCAGGAGAUGAAGCUAUUGGAAGCUUGAUUCCUGGUAAUACUAACGAUGUAAUAACAUGGAUUUUUUCAAGUGGUUGUCUCUUCAUCAAAUUGAGGUUUGACGUUAAUUUAUUACUCUAUAUUCAAUUAUUGUUUUGUUUUUGUU